Quercus robur (English oak) is the source of this 1543-nucleotide messenger RNA. RefSeq names its product UDP-glucose 4-epimerase GEPI48. Gene Ontology annotation, biological process: galactose metabolic process; rRNA processing. The transcript is spliced from 9 exons. Gene Ontology annotation, molecular function: UDP-glucose 4-epimerase activity; RNA binding. Bases 151 to 1200 code for a protein of 349 amino acids. Gene Ontology annotation, cellular component: cytosol. The record is from RefSeq and is a predicted model, not a curated record. Lineage: Eukaryota; Viridiplantae; Streptophyta; Magnoliopsida; Fagales; Fagaceae.
AGUCUGGCAUUGGUAACAGUUCCUAUAUAUUGGGCUCCUCGGUUUCUCGUAUCAAUUACAACCAAGACCAAAACUAAAAGGUGCUCUCAUUAUUAUAGAAGAACAACAAGUCUAGCUUUUUGUAACAGUAAUAGAAGAAGGUGUGUUAUCAUGGCUCAGAAGAACAUCCUGGUCACCGGUGGGGCCGGCUACAUAGGAAGCCACACGGUUCUCCAGCUCUUAUUGGGUGGCUUCAACACCGUUGUCGUUGACAACCUCGACAACUCCUCCGCCGUAGCUAUUGAACGAGUCAAAGAACUCGCCGCUGAUUUUGCUCACAACCUUUCCUUUCACAAGGUGGACCUCCGGGACAAACCAGCACUUGAACAAAUUUUUGCUUCAACAAAAUUUGAGGCUGUCAUACACUUUGCUGGGCUAAAAGCUGUUGGUGAAAGUGUGCAAAAACCAUUGCUCUAUCAUAACAACAACUUAAUUGGGACAAUUACUUUGUUGGAAGUCAUGGCUGCACAUGGAUGCAAAAAGCUUGUGUUCUCAUCGUCAGCUACUGUCUAUGGUUGGCCAAAGGAGGUACCAUGUACAGAAGAGUUCCCCCUUUUUGCAGCAAAUCCUUAUGGGAGAACCAAGCUUUUCAUUGAAGAAAUUUGUCGUGAUAUCUACGGCUCGGACUCUGAAUGGAAAAUCAUAUUGCUAAGAUACUUCAAUCCCGUUGGCGCACAUCCUAGUGGCCAUAUUGGUGAGGAUCCCCGUGGAAUUCCAAACAACCUCAUGCCCUUCGUGCAGCAAGUUGCUGUUGGCAGGCGACCAACCCUCACAGUUUAUGGAACUGAUUAUUCAACUAAGGAUGGUACUGGGGUUCGUGACUACAUUCACGUUGUUGAUUUAGCUGAUGGUCACAUUGCUGCUUUGCGCAAGCUGGAUGAGCCUACUGUAGGUUGUGAGGUUUACAACUUAGGAACAGGUAAAGGAACAUCAGUUCUGGAGAUGGUUGCCGCAUUUGAAAAGGCAUCUGGAAAGAAAAUUCCACUUGUAACAUCUGGGCGGCGACCUGGUGAUGCUGAAAUUGUUUAUGCUUCUACAGACAAAGCAGAAAAAGAAUUGGAAUGGAAGGCAAAAUAUGGCAUUGAUGAGAUGUGCCGGGAUCAAUGGAACUGGGCUAGCAAAAACCCUUAUGGUUAUGGAUCUCCUGAUUCCACCGACUAAUCAAUGGAAUUGGGCUAGCAAAAAUCCUUAUGUCAACUUAUAGAAAAAAGAAAGAAAAGAAAACUAAUGGCUAUGGAUCUCCUGACUCCACCAACUAAAACAACGCAUAUUUUUGUCCUGUCACCCGUGGUGUCAUGCUUUUGCAGCCUUCUGACAUUAGUUUUUUCUAGAACUUGGCAGACAUUGAAGCUGAUAAUCAUUGUGGUGUAAUUGUUCUAGGUUACUAGCCAAGUAAUUCUUGGUUUCUACAUUUCGUUAUAAAGGUGAAAUAGAUUGUCCAUUUCAAAAUUGGUGAGACUUAAUUUAUUUAAUACAAUUGCAACCUUUUUCUUUCUUAAAAACA